GUCUUUGUUCAUCUCCAGAGACUCUCCUUGCAUCUUCCUUUAGAGGGCGCGCCUCCCGUGCGCCUUCUUUAACUACUUAUGGAAUCCACAUGUCUCCUCUUCUUUUCCAUUGUAGCUAUCUUCUUCGUGGCUGGUCAUGGCGUAUCAGAGACCGAAUCUCUCUUGAAAUUCAAGAAUUCUAUUGUUAUUGGGAGAGAAAAUGCUUUGGAGAACUGGAAUAGAAGGAAUCCUCCAUGCAAAUGGACUGGUGUCUUGUGUGAUAGAGGCUUUGUUUGGGGGUUACGACUAGAGAAUUUUGAGAUCUCCGGCUCUAUAGAUAUCGAGGCGUUGAUGGAUUUGAAGUCUCUAAGGUCUCUUAGCUUCAUAAACAACAAACUUAGAGGUCCAUUUCCAGAGUUCAAGAAACUUGUUGCUUUGAAAUCGCUUUACUUGUCAAACAAUCAAUUCGACGUAGAGAUACCUAAGGAUGCAUUUGAUGGGAUGGGGUGGUUGAAAAAACUCCAUCUGGAGAACAAUAAUUUUAGUGGUGAAAUUCCAACGUCCUUGGUUAAAAGUCCCAAGCUUUUAGAGCUUAGACUUGACGGGAACCGGUUCACUGGACAAAUACCAGAAUUCACACAUCAACCACACAUGUUAAACCUUUCAAACAAUGCAUUGGCAGGUCAAAUCCCAAAUAUUCUCAGUACAAUGGAUUCAAAAUUGUUUGAAGGAAACAAAGGCUUAUGUGGGAAACCCUUGGAUACAAAGUGUACUUCUUCUUACAUUCUUUCCCAAGAGCCCAAGUCAAGCCCCAAGAAAAAAUCAUUUAAGUUUUUGUACAUUGUAGCUAUAGCGAUAGCAGCACUGGCUGCAUUACUCGUAAUUAUUGGAUUGAUCAUCUUCCUUUACCGGAGACGAGCGAAAAGACAACCACUAUUGUCAGCAGAACCUGGACCAUCAAGUCUACAAAUGAGAGCUGGAAUCCAAGAAAGUGAAAGGGGACAAAGUAGCUACCAUUCACAAAACCGCGCUGCAAAAAAGAUGAUUCAUACCACAAAAUUGUCAUUUUUGAGAGAUGACAAGGGAAAAUUUGAGUUGCAAGAUUUAUUGAAAGCAUCGGCAGAGAUUUUAGGAAGUGGAUGUUUCGGAGCAUCGUAUAAGACAUUGCUUUCGAACGGAUCAGUGAUGGUAGUGAAGAGGUUUAAACAUAUGAAUAAGGCAGGAAUUGAGGAGUUCCAAGAACACAUGAAGAGGUUGGGGAGGUUAAACCAUGAGAAUUUGCUCCCCAUUGUGGCUUAUUACUAUAAAAAAGAGGAAAAGCUUUUUGUUUCCGAUUUUGUUGCGAAUGGAAGCUUGGCUGCUCAUCUACAUGGUCAUAAAUCUUUAGGGCAACCAAGCUUGGAUUGGCCAACAAGAUUGAAUAUUGUGAAAGGUGUUGGAAGGGGACUUUUAUACCUCAACAAAAACCUACCUAGCCUAAUGGCUCCUCAUGGUCAUCUAAAAUCAUCUAAUGUUCUUCUCAGUGAGAAAUUUGAGCCUCUUCUUAUGGACUAUGGCUUGAUCCCAAUGAUCAACGAAGAGAGCGCGCAAGAGCUCAUGGUGGCUUACAAAUCCCCAGAGUACUUAAAACAAAACCGCGUGACCAAGAAAACCGAUGUGUGGGGGCUCGGGGUACUAAUCUUGGAGAUUCUUACAGGAAAGUUACCUGAAAGUUUCCCGCAAAUCGAUAAAGAAAGCGAGGAGGACCUAGCGAGCUGGGUGAGGUCGAGUUUUAAAGGAGAGUGGACACAGGAAUUAUUUGAUCAAGAAAUGGGGAAAACAAGCAAUUGUGAAGCACAUAUACUCAAACUCUUGAAUAUUGGACUGAGUUGUUGUGAAGUAGAUGUGGAGAAAAGGUUAGAUAUAAGAGAGGCUGUUGAGAAGAUGGAAGAUUUGAUGAAGGAGAGAGAACAAGGAGAUGAUGAUUUUUACUCAACAUAUGCGAGUGAAGCUGAUGGGAGAUCAUCGAGGGGAGUAUCAAACGAGAAGACGGGAGAGUUCGUUGUAGUGUGGUUCUUUGACCCUGAUAUUUAUUUAUUCUAUUGCAAGAAGGGGGAUAACCAUUACACUAUCAUUUCGUUGUAUCACGAAGUCCCCAAGUUAUUAAAAGGCUUAAAUGAUCUAGUACUCCGGGGUUACCGUCUUUACAUAGCAUCUAAACGUGGUUUCGUUCGAGUUCUAGAUUUGUCUGGACAACAAGAUUUCGAGGAUGUCACCGGGAGUAACCCAAAGCCAAUGUUUUCUCCUCUCGGGGAACAUAAUUCUUUUAGCAUUGCCGUUACAACAACAGCAGAGGUUUUGUUGGUCGAGAGCAAAACCUUCGAAAACCAGAGGACCUUCCGCCUCUUUAAGAAGGAUCCUAACAAUGCAGACCCACUUGUCCACAGCCCCAAGCUUCUUGAGGUAGAUUCUCUUGGUGAUGAAGCCCUGCUUCUUGACUUGGGUAUUACGGUACCGGCUAACCAUACCAUUGGUAUCAAACCAAACUCUAUCUAUUUCACCCGUCAUGACCGUGCCUGUCUCCGCAUCCCUUUUGAUCUUGACAUCUGUGUGUUCAAUCUUGCAACCAAGACCCUCAAACGCUUCCCUCAACUCGCCAACAUGAAUCUCAAGGAUGCUCAAUGGUUUCUCCCUAUGACUUGAUUCAUGCAUUUUGAUGUUCUUGAAAGUUCUUGUUUCCUUUUAGUUCUAUAUGUAGUCGUCUUUUUGCCUUUUGUUUAAUUCUAUUCAUUAAUUGGUUGUUGCACGUUUUGAUUUAGAAAAAAAUAUAUGUAAUACGAUCGUGUGUCUUCAACUGCAUGUACUAGCUAGUGAAUAAUGGUGAUAAGUGUUG
Arabidopsis arenosa is the source of this 2851-nucleotide messenger RNA. The record is from the annotation of a GenBank genome assembly. Lineage: Eukaryota; Viridiplantae; Streptophyta; Magnoliopsida; Brassicales; Brassicaceae.